Messenger RNA from Gongylonema pulchrum, 234 nucleotides. The record is from the annotation of a GenBank genome assembly. Lineage: Eukaryota; Metazoa; Nematoda; Chromadorea; Rhabditida; Gongylonematidae.
AUGCAAAAAUGCCUGGGGAACGCUUCGCGUAUUCUGCGAAAUCCGGAGCCCGGUGAUAUUUGCAUCGUGGAGUGCGAAGGGCAAUUGUUUCGCGGUGAAGUGAUUGACAAGGUGGACAGGGAGAACGCAUUCGUUGUGCGUUAUGUUGAUUAUGGGGACGAGCAGUGCUUUAAUGCUAAGUUACUUUAUUCAGUUGAUGGCGAAGUUCAGGUGAUUUCUUCUUUCUUCAUGUAG